AUGGCUUUUUUCUUCAAAUCGAAGAAGGCCCAGCAGGGGAAUGCAGGGAACGCACUUCCCCCAGUCACAAGAAACGUUCAUACCUCGGAAGGUGCUCCCUCUUCGGCAUCACCUACUAUGUCAAAUGGUGCCAAAGGAGAUCCCACAACUUCCCAAACCCCAACCCCAAGUGGUAGCUUCAGCAACUCUCUCAACACAGCAACAAGUCCCACGAGCUCGGAUGCAGUACGACAACGGCAGAGAGCCGAAUCAGAAUCCCGGGCACGACCGCAGGGCCCACCCAAUGGCCUCCCGCCCCCGAGUCCGAACUCGUCCCUCUACCCAUGGUCUCAACGCCGUUUGAACUUUUCUUCUCCGGAAACGAACCCAUUCCCUCGCUAUGGCGCAGCAAUCAAUUCAGUGGCCUCGAAGGAGGGAGACAUCUAUAUGAUGGGUGGUCUUAUCGAUGGAUCCACCGUGAAGGGCGACUUGUGGAUGAUUGAGAGCAGCGGUGGUGGCUUGAGUUGUCUUCAGGUUGCGACGGUAUCUGAAGGCCCCGGCCCAAGAGUGGGUCAUGCGAGCUUGCUCGUCGGUAAUGCAUUUAUCGUGUUCGGCGGUGACACCAAAAUCAACGAAAAUGAUUCUCUAGACGACACAUUGUAUCUUCUGAAUACCUCUUCCCGCCAAUGGUCUCGCGCCAUUCCUCCCGGUUCUCGACCUUCUGGUCGCUAUGGUCACACUUUGAAUAUUUUGGGCUCUAAACUUUACGUAUUUGGAGGACAGGUGGAGGGCUUCUUUUUCAACGAUUUAAUUGCAUUCGACUUGAACCAGCUCCAAAACCCCGCGAACAAAUGGGAGGUACUUAUUGCGAACACUCACGAGGGUGGGCCUCCGCAAGGUCAAAUUCCUCCAGCGAGAACGAACCACACAAUUGUUAGCUUCAACGAAAAGUUGUUUUUGUUUGGUGGAACGAACGGAGUGCAAUGGUUCAAUGAUGUCUGGUCCUAUGACCACAUCGCCAAUAGUUGGACCGAGAUUGAUUGUGUUGGAUUCAUUCCUACGCCUAGGGAGGGCCAUGCCUCCGCCUUGGUAAACGACGUGAUGUAUGUGUUCGGAGGUCGCACUGAUGAAGGUGUUGACCUCGGUGAUCUUUCUGCAUUCCGCAUCUCGACUCGACGCUGGUACUCCUUCCAAAACAUGGGCCCUGCCCCUUCUCCUCGAUCCGGUCACAGCAUGACUGCCUUUGGGAAACAGAUCAUUGUCAUGGCCGGUGAGCCUAGCUCAGCCCCGCGGGAUCCCGCCGAACUCAGCAUGUCGUACAUCCUGGAUACGAGCAAGAUUCGGUACCCCAACGAUUCGCAAACCGGUGCACGCGUCCCCGAAGCAAGCGGUAGGAAGACAAGUGUCGACAGGCAAGGACCUUCGUCUGGAAGGACGUCCCGUGAGGCGCAAAACCCAGGCCCCGAGCAACAAGUACGACGGGGACCAUCACGCGAGAGCAUGUCACCCGCCGCCGGUGUCGGAAGGCCGAUGGAGUUCGGCUCUAAUCCAAACUUAGGGCCAGGAUCUAGACUUCCGCGGGCUUCAAUUGCCCAAGCACCGUCCGGCCCACCACCUCCUGGGCAAGCUCCUUCCCCGGGACCCAGGAGCAACGGUCCUCAGCCAGGUCCUCAACAAUCUGGCCCCCAGCCUGUCAGCAACCCUCGCAGCAAGACCCCAACUAAAAAUGAUCGCGGGUACACCCCAACAGUUGAUGUUCGCGUGGCAAAUGGCGAGCGCGGCGCAGAAUCCCCAGUCGCCAAGGAAGUCGUACAAGAAUCCCAAGGGCCCCCAUCCGCUGGACGCCGAACCCCUACGCAACAUCAGAAGCCAUCGGCCAAGGCUAUGGAGGCAGGUGAGGCUGCUCCUUUGAUUACUACCCCUAGCCGCCAGCGUUCACUUCGCUCUCAACGGCAGCGCGGCUCCGUCGAUAGCGGAGAAGAGUCUAUUUUGGGCCGGCAAGCCAGCGUCGAGGGUUCCAUUGAAUCUCGAACUUACCGUAACUCGAAGACCCUUGGUGAAGAGCCCAGGUCUCCCCGGUUAACACCUCACCAAGAAGCCUUGAUCAAGGAAUUGGAAGCUACGAAGGCUCGAAACGCGUGGUAUGCGUCCGAACUCGCCCUCGCAAAGAAGGGGGGCUAUGUCCCCAACCCCACAAGUAGCCCUGCCUUGGACGAUCGGACAAAUGACGCGCUGAAUGACGAAGAUCGGCCGUUGCUCGAAGCAUUUUUGGCCAUGAGAGCAGACCUGACCAAGAUGCAAGCCACCGUGGACCGACAGGCAGCUAUUGCAUCUAAGCGGGUUGCAGAAGUAGAGCAUCAGCGUGAUAUGGCUCUCAAUGAAGCCGCCUAUUCGCGUGCUAAGCUUGCUGCCCAUGGUGGCAGCCAGCGAGGCACGCCUCAGCCUGACGCUUCUCAGGACCUGGACGACGGGUCUUCGGAGCGGCCUACUGACAUGGGCCGUCGCCUUGCACUUGCUCUCGCCGCUCAGUCUGAGUUGAAGAGCAAGUUGGAACUUCAGACGACUGAGCUUCUGCAAGAGCGCCAAGCAAAAGAAUUGGCCGAAGAGACAAAUGAGGCUACCCGCAAGCACCUGGCAGAACUCGAGAUGCAAAGUAACCCUCUCGAAGCUGAGAAUUUGCGUGCGGAGCUUCACACCGCGGAGGCUCUGUCCAGAGAAGAGGCAUUGCUGCGCGCGGAAGCCGAGGCUUCCCUUCAGCAACUAGCCUUGGACAAGGAGGAGUUGUUGGCACAGAUUGAGGAUUCCUCGUCUCGUCUAAAGGAAUUUGGUUCCAUCUUUGGUGGCCUCAAGGAAGCCGUUUCCGCCUCAGCUGCAAAGACAGCCCUCGUCGAAAAACAGUUCUUUGAAGAGCGCGAGCGCCGGGAGGGACUAGAGAAGAAGUUGUUGAGCCUUCGUUCUGAGCAUGAAGAACGUAUCUCGGAAGUGGAGAACCUCACACGUCGUCUGCGAGAAUUGGAGGAGCUGGCUGAGAGCCAUGCUAAAGAAGCUGAAACCCACAAGCUGGCUUUCGUCUCCGGACUGGAGCGCGCAUCUUCCACGGAUCUGGACAACUCGAUUCGGUCUCGUGCUGAUCAAAGAGUCGCUGCCUUGGAGGCUCAAAUCGAACGGUCUGCCACUCUGGCGAAGGCUAACCAGGCAGCCGCAAACUCGGCUGCCGAUAAGCUUCGCCGGGCGGAAGAACGGAUCGCCGGCCUUGAAGCAUACCAAGAGCAGGCCAGCCGCGAGGGCUUGCAACUCCGCAGGCAGCUUCAAACCGCUAUGAAAGAAAGUCAAUCUGCGGCUACGGAGAGUCGAGACUUGAAGAGCCAACUCGAGUCUCAGCAGCGUGAGGCUGGGGCCCUCUCCAUCCAGCAUGCCGCUCUCAAGGAUUUGCUCGGUGAGCGUGGUAUAAACAGCGACACCAGACGGUCCCCGCGACUUGAUUCUCCCGGAUCGCGAUUCGGCACUCCGGAGCAGAGCCGUUUGCGUGAGCUUGAGCAGCAACUAUCGGCCAGCAUCAAGGCCCAUGAUGACCUCAAAAACAGCUUCGAGACUCGUGAGCAGGAAGCUGAUAAAACAUUCCGCGAAAAACUCGAGCAACUCGAGAAUGACUACCAGUCAGCUGUCCACUACGUGAAGGGCACAGAGAAGAUGCUCAAGCGCAUGAAGGACGAGUUAAGCCGUUACAAGACCCAGAAUGCGAAGUUGCAAUCUGAUCUUGAAGAGGCUCACAAGAAGUCCCUUGAGAACCCCGACGGCCAGGCAUCUGCAUCCUCAGACGAUUGGGAGACCGAACGGGCCAAUCUCCAGAAAUCGAUCUCGGACCUCCAGGAACGGACUUCAUCUUCCAUCACCAGUCUAGAGGCCCAGCUUGUGCACAUGAAGGAGGAUCUUGACCAGGCUGCAGCUGAAAAGGAGCUUUCGCAAGCCGAGUACAAGCGCCUCAAUCAAGAAUUCAUUGCUGCUACAGAGCAAAUUAAGCAAAGUCGUGACGAAUUGGAGCAACUUAAGCAAGAGAACACUCAUCUUGAGUCCCGUGCUUCGGAUGCAGAGAGCAAGGUCAACAUGCUCCUGGAGCAGGUGCAGACCUCCGUUGGCCAUUACCGCCGUCAAUCCCAGCACGGCCCAGGCACCAAUGGUAUCUCUCGUACCCACAGUAAUGCUUCUAGCAACACAGUCAGUGGAGGACACGGGAGGGCGCGAGCCGAUAGCAGUGUCUCGCAGGAAUCUACUUUCCCCGACAACCGUGGCUCCAUGGCUUUGGACUCCCUUGCCAACGAGCUCGACGCUCUACGUUCUCACUGGGAAAGCACAAACCGCAACUACCGCUUGAGCAGCCAGCUGGAUCUGGAGCGAACCCCAACCAAAAAUGAUAGUGAAGGGCCUGCAUUAAUGAGCGACAGUCUGGCAGAGUGGAGGAGGAGACUGGACGCGGAGGAACGGGUCGGUGUUCCUGUGAAUACCCAACCCUUGAGAACUAGUUCUGGACACCCCGAGGGCUCCAACGUGAUCUAA
Penicillium soppii is the source of this 4533-nucleotide messenger RNA. Its product is annotated as putative cell polarity protein (Tea1). Gene Ontology annotation, molecular function: protein binding. Gene Ontology annotation, biological process: regulation of cell shape. Bases 1 to 4533 code for a protein of 1510 amino acids. The record is from RefSeq and is a predicted model, not a curated record. The transcript is spliced from 3 exons. NCBI's taxonomy places the organism in Eukaryota, Fungi, Ascomycota, Eurotiomycetes, Eurotiales, Aspergillaceae.